Melitaea cinxia (Glanville fritillary) is the source of this 2126-nucleotide messenger RNA. It is a transcript of the gene Csp, whose product is annotated as dnaJ homolog subfamily C member 5. Gene Ontology annotation, cellular component: type Is terminal bouton. Lineage: Eukaryota; Metazoa; Arthropoda; Insecta; Lepidoptera; Nymphalidae. The record is from RefSeq and is a predicted model, not a curated record. Gene Ontology annotation, biological process: regulation of neuromuscular synaptic transmission. The transcript is spliced from 2 exons. The coding region runs from base 134 to 751 and encodes 205 amino acids.
UUUAACAAAUCUUCCUUCUUGUAAGGAAGGAAAACUGUGGUUUAGAUCGUUUUAAUGAUUUUCGUGCGUGUAUAAUAAUUUAACGUUUCGUAGUUAAAACUUCUUUUGAAAAUCGAAAAAGAACAGUGUAAAUAUGGAUAAAAGGAAAUUAUCAACUGCAGGCGAUAGCCUGUAUCAAAUACUGCAAGUACCGAAAACUGCAACGGCGGACGAUGUUAAGAAAAGUUAUCGUAAAUUAGCGUUAAAAUAUCAUCCUGACAAGAAUCCUAAUAAUCCCGAUGCAGCAGAAAAGUUUAAAGAAGUGAACCGAGCGCAUACUAUAUUAAGUGACGCUACAAAGAGAAAUAUCUAUGACAACUAUGGCUCCCUCGGAUUAUACAUAGCUGAACAAUUUGGAGAAGAAAAUGUUAACGCCUACUUCGUGGUGACUAGUACUUGGUGCAAAGCACUUUUCGUCGUCUGUGGUAUUUUGACCGGAUGUUACUUCUGUUGCUGUUUAUGCUGCUGUUGUAACUGCUGCUGUGGCAAGUGUAAGCCGCGUCCUCCAGAAGAGUCUGGUGACUAUCAUACCCUGGAACGGGAUGAUUCAGACGGUGUACAACCCGUUACGAGUCAGCCAGGUGGUGAAGGCCGGCCGACGGGCGAGCAAGCGCCGCCUAUCGCAAUGCCGAUGCCGAUGCCGGCGCCGGCUCCGGGCGUAUCCGAGAACACGGGUCUCAACACAGGGAGCAGUAUUCCAAAAUACACAUGAAGUAUUUACGACUAGUCUAACGUUAUUUGUAAGAGAAAUGAGGAACUGACUACUUAUUACCACCAACAUGCCAGCUUCUUACAGUUGUAAGCCUAAAGAUAGUUUUAUGUUUAAGCUUUUUUUUAUUUAUUAUUCUUUAUUAAUUCAAAUGUUGGUUUUAUAAUCUUAUUUUACUUCUUAUUUAAUAUCAAUACCAAUCCCAUUACUUAGUGGCUUGUCUAUUUCAAUGAUGUAUAAACGUGAUUAACGUUUAAAUUUUAAGUGUCGGAAAGAUAUUUUUCAUUUUAUUUUUAUUUUACGAUUUAUUUUGAUAAAUAUUUUUUAACAUUUAAAAACCACUAUGAUAAAACAUUACUAUGCUUAGCUUUCAAUAUCUCCGUUGUUAGUAUUUCAUCCUCUAAACGACAAACUAAGAUACGUUUGAAGAAUAGGUCUUUGGAAUACUGCCACUUUUAAACUCGGCCAUAGUUGCCUUGAUAUAUUAUUGAUUUAAUUUUAAGGUCAUAUAUUUACAAACAUUGAGGUGAUCAUAUUAAGUAACUACUACUUGUAAGUUUUUUUAUAUCUUUUUGUUAAUGCUUAGAACUAUUGUAAUUCCGAUAUGUAUGUUGAAAACUAUUAUUUUCUGUACAUAUAGGCACACUGUAAAAACAUUUUGUAAAUUACGUUUUAUAAUUCGGUAACUGAAAAUUUUCUUAAGUAUAUAUUUUUUUAAAAAAUUUGUAGUUUUAGCGAUAAUUGUCGGUUAGUUUUAUAUGAAUUGCCUAUUUAGUUAUUAAAUAUUGUGUUUAAAGGCUUUAUGUAAUUAUGAUUAUUAAACUUUACAUAAUAAUUCCAAGAUUUUCAUAUACAUCAACAUUUAACUGAUGUGCCUAUUUUUGAUUUUCAUAGACAGCAGUGAUUCUUUGAAUAGAACAUUCAUAAGAAUAUAGAUAUAUAAAAAUCUAAACUUUUAACAAUUAAGAUUGGAGAUUUGUACGUAAAUCGAGUUUAGUGUUACGUACAAAUCUCCCACGCACUCCAUGGGUACGUGAAAGAGAUCGGCAAACGUAUUGUUCAGCCUGGUAAUAUUGAGGUUUCGAAUCAAGUACGAGUUACGUAUUAGUAAUUAUGUGAUGUUACCCUUACCAGUUUAAUUCUAGUUAUAACGUUAAAAAGACGCCGCAUCGAAUUAAGAUGUUGUGAAAAUAAAACCUGUUACCGGUCUUGCGAUUAAUCUGUCUUUUUAAAUAGGAGUUUUGCAUAUUUUAAUGUAAUGAAUAGUUACUCAAAUCUACUAAAGUCUUUCAAAUUAAAAUCGAGUAACUAGCUUAUGCUUUAGCUAGAUGUAUAAUUGUUGUAAUGUAUAUGAAGAAAUAAAUAUACUUAAAGUUAA